AACACGGGAUGAAUAUGGCUGCAGUGAAACUACAGAAGAGUGUUGUGAGUCAGACUGGAAAACACACUGCUUCUGUUAUAUUUCUUCAUGGCUCAGGAGACACAGGGCCAGGUUUGCUCAGCUGGGUUGCUGAUAUUUUGGGACAAAACCUGGCAUUUGAAAACAUCCGAGUGAUUUAUCCCACAGCGCCAUCCAGGCCGUACACCCCCAUGCGAGGGGCUCUGUCUCACGUGUGGUUCGAUCGUCACAAGAUUUCCCAGGAUUGCCCUGAACACUUGGAGUCUAUAGAUUCCAUGUGCGAUCAUUUAGGCGCCAUUGUCCAAGAUGAGAUCCGGGCCGGGAUACCUAAACACAGGAUGGUUAUUGGUGGCUUCUCUAUGGGUGGUGCCAUGGCACUACAUCUGGUGUCCCGGUACCAGCCGGAUGUUGCUGGCAUCUUCGCUCUGUCCAGCUUUCUUAACAAAGACUCGGUUGUAUAUCAGGCAGUGGAAAAUGCAACACAGCGCCCCCUACCUGAGCUCCUCCAGUGUCACGGCACAGCGGAUGAGCUGGUUUUCCAUAGCUGGGGCAAGGAGACAAACUCACUGUUGGAGAAAGCUGGCCUCAACACGUCUUUCCAUUCCUUCCCAGACCUCAACCAUCAGUUGUGUCGACAAGAACUGGAGUUACUUCGGUCCUGGAUCCUUAAGAAACUUUCCCCUUAGAGCAUCCUUAAUGCUGGACAAUGAACUUGCCCACAUACAACCUAGAAUAAUCA
This is a messenger RNA of Pimephales promelas (fathead minnow), 757 nucleotides long. It is a transcript of the gene lyplal1, whose product is annotated as lysophospholipase like 1. Gene Ontology annotation, molecular function: carboxylic ester hydrolase activity; palmitoyl-(protein) hydrolase activity. The record is from RefSeq and is a predicted model, not a curated record. NCBI's taxonomy places the organism in Eukaryota, Metazoa, Chordata, Actinopteri, Cypriniformes, Leuciscidae. Gene Ontology annotation, biological process: protein depalmitoylation. Gene Ontology annotation, cellular component: cytoplasm.